Messenger RNA from Serinus canaria (Common canary), 2788 nucleotides. RefSeq names its product BCL2 antagonist/killer 1 (gene BAK1). Gene Ontology annotation, cellular component: mitochondrial outer membrane. The record is from RefSeq and is a predicted model, not a curated record. Gene Ontology annotation, molecular function: protein heterodimerization activity; protein homodimerization activity. NCBI's taxonomy places the organism in Eukaryota, Metazoa, Chordata, Aves, Passeriformes, Fringillidae. The transcript is spliced from 6 exons. Gene Ontology annotation, biological process: regulation of apoptotic process; intrinsic apoptotic signaling pathway in response to DNA damage; extrinsic apoptotic signaling pathway in absence of ligand. Bases 196 to 837 code for a protein of 213 amino acids.
CUUCUUCUUUUCCCUCCUCCUCCUCCUCGGUCCCGCGCGCUUCCUUUGCCGCGCCGCGCUCCGGGCAGGAGGCAGGAAGGGAGCGGCCGGAGGGAUGGAGCGGAUCCCGGCAGGGAUGCCGUAGCUCCCGGGAUAUCCCGACCCGCUGCCCCCCGCCGGGACGCGGUGAAGCUGCCAUUCCCAAAGCUCUCUGCAAUGGCCUCAGGGAAUGAGGGGGACCCUCCACAGGCGCAGGGACGCCGGGGGAGCCACGGACGCAGGGUCAGCUCAGAAGGCCGCGUGGCAGAGGAGGCUGAGGAGGUGUUCCGCAGCUACGCCUUCUACCGCUACCAGCAGGAGCGCCAGGAGCGCGGCGCGGAGCUGCCGCCCGACCCCGAGAUCGAGCAAAUCCAGCAGGACCUGGAGAGCACCAGGAGCCAGGUGGGGCAGCGCCUGGCCAUCAUCGGGGAUGACAUCUACAGGCGCUACGACGCCGAGUUCCGCACCAUGCUGGAGAGCCUGCAGCCCACCCGCGAGAACGCCUACAUGCACUUCACCAAAAUUGCCUCCAGCCUGUUUGAGAGUGGCACCAACUGGGGCCGGGUGAUCGCCCUGCUGGCCUUCGGGUACCGCCUGGCCAUGCACGUGUGGCAGCGCGGCGUCAGCGGCUUCCUGCGCCGCAUCGCGCGCUACGUGGCGGACUUCAUGCUGCAGCACCACAUCGCCCGCUGGAUCGCCCAGCAGGGAGGAUGGGAGGCCGUGCAGAACCUGGACAAUGUUUACGUGACCUACGUGCUGGUGGCAGCCGCGGUGGUGGUGCUGGGGCACCUGGUGCUGCGGCGCUUCUUCAGCCCCUGAGGGGAGCACCGACACCCCUGGCACAGGGGGGACCCCAGGAACCUCCAGGAGAGAGCGUGGCUUGGGGCUGGGACCCUCCUGCUGCAGGGGCUGGGGGCUCUGCACCCCCAGGAGAGGACUGGGGUGGGGUGGGGGGGGUUUGCUUUGUUGUGUUUGAUGCCUCAAAAUGGUGCUGAGGAGGGGACAUCCCUGGGAGGGGACAUCUCUGGGAUGGGGCACUUCUGGGAGGGGACAUCCCUGGUCCUACUGGCUGCUCUGGAGGAGCAGAGGGGUGUGACAAUGCCCUGUUGGGUCCUGUGCCCCUGGGGCAGGAGCAGAGCCCCCUCCCCAUCACUGACAGCUCCACCCUGGUGCCUGAGGGUGAUCCCAGCCCUGGCUGCUCCACCUCCUGCUGCUCCUGAGCCCAGCACUUGAGCCUUUCCCAGCACUUGAGCCUUUCCCAGCACCUGAGCCUUUCCCAGCCUUUCCAUGGACAAUCCCAGCCCUUUUCCAUGAGAACCCCCCUGGCUGGAGCUCUGCAGCUCCUGGGGCACAGCUGGGGAGCACCAGCAGCUCCCCCAGCACUAAAACCUGAGGGUGCCAGGACUGACAGUGGCCCUGUCCUCCUCCCGCCCCAGUUGGGCUCCCUGGCUCUUACUGGGAGCCACUGGAGCUCAGCCCAUCCCUGGAGCAGGGACCAGGCUCCUCUGGGCAGGGAUUUGUCCUGGUUCUGUUCCUGACCAUGCCUGAGGGAUUUUGGGGUGAGGAGGGGAGCCAGCUCCUCUCUCCCAUCCCAAACCCUCCUGAUUUCUGCAGAGCAGGGAAUUCAAGCUGGGUGUUCCCUGUCCUGCCCGAGCUGCAGAUGAAGGAUCCCUCCCUGUCCUCCCCUUGCAGCUGCCCAGGCUGAGCAGGACCAGCCUGGAUUUUUUAACUCUCCCAUUUCUCCUCUCCCUGCCUCUUUUUUAACAGAAUAACCAACUUUUUUUCAGCCUGCAUUCAUACCUGAGCUUGGCAUUUUUCUCCUGGCUGUUCCUGCAGGAUCCCUUUUCCCUGAUGGGAAUGCUCUGGGCUGUGCUCAAGUGAAAAGCAUUAAAAUAUUCCCUGUAUUAUUCCCACUCCUGCUCGGUUGUGCAGGGCUGCACAGCUUGGCCAUGCUCAGGUUUUGUGGCCCCAACUCAGAUUUUUGUGGCCCCCCCUGGCUGCUUUGUCCCUUGCAGGUCCAUUUCUCCACACGAAAUUCCCAUUCCCAUCGUGCCACCUCUUCUCCCAGCUUGGGAGAAGUUUAAUCUCGAGUUUUACCUCGAGUUUAAAGCCAUUUCUCUGCUGUGAACCAGUUUAACCAGUACAAUCGGUGCUUCCCCUCCUGCCCAGCUCCUUUUUGGGUGCAAACACCACCAGAUGGAGCCUUUUGGCCACCAUGGGGACGAGCCACCAGCCGUUAUUUCCCUUUUUUCUCCUAAUCAGCCCCUUCAUUGACAAAUCAUUGUCGGUUCUCUGCUUGGGUUUUGUCCAGCAGCACUUGGAAAAAAUAAAAAUCAGCUUUAAUUUGGUACUUGAGGCACACUCCUGGAAGUCCAGCGGAUCAGGGAGAGCUUCUGCUGCUCAUUUCAUUCCCAUUUCCCAGCUAAAGGCUCCCCUUGCAGCUGUGAGGCCAUAAAGGAUAUUUUUGAUGGGAAAGGGCUGAGCCUUGGUGAAGGCCAGGACAGAGGGGAGAACUUUUCCAUGGGUGCUGUACAAAGGAAAAAUUCCAUUUUCUCCGUUUUUCUCAGGGGAUUUGCAGAGGGAGGAGCCUCUCUUUGCACUGUGUGGGACACACUGGGGUGGCUUGGACCUGCAAAAAAAAAAAAAAAAAACAAACGAAAAAACCAAACCAAAAACAUCUUUUUACAAAGAACCUGUUUUUAAAUGACGUAAUAUAUAAAAAAAUAUCUAUCUAUGUCAAAAUAAAAAUGGUACACUGAGUGCAAACUCA